Messenger RNA from Gasterosteus aculeatus aculeatus (three-spined stickleback), 5935 nucleotides. RefSeq names its product secernin 2 (gene scrn2). Lineage: Eukaryota; Metazoa; Chordata; Actinopteri; Perciformes; Gasterosteidae. The record is from RefSeq and is a predicted model, not a curated record. Gene Ontology annotation, molecular function: cysteine-type exopeptidase activity; dipeptidase activity. Gene Ontology annotation, biological process: proteolysis.
GAUUAGAUUUUAGUUCCCAGACUAGCAAACCCUGAACUUCACGGUUGUACUUAACCCCUCCCCCCAAGACUAAAAAAUGACCCAAAAAAAAAUGGCGGAACCACACGAAGCAACGAUUAAGGCGCGUCGCUGCGCCGGCAGUGACCGUCGGUGUGGGCGCGCGCUUGCGGCCCUUAUUAUCGGAUGGAUCCGCCACCCGCGCACUUUUUCCGGGGCUUUUUUUUAUUUCCAGGUUGUACGCGGUUCAAUUGUCCCGAGCGCGCGCGACGAGUGGCCCCCGGUACACCGACGCUGCGGUCGGAUUUGUGAAGAUUACAGUCAAUAAAGUGCUGCCUCCUAAUCCCUGUGUGAACGGGACGCGCGCUGCACCGGCGGAAUCUCGAUUUUUCCGCUGAAAGCCGGGCGGGGAGUACAGGGAGACUCUUCCUCUUGACUCCACAAACACACACACGCGCACACAUGCAUAUUAUGGUCAACAGGGUGUAGUCUCACUCGGGCUGAAUGUCAAACGCGUGGUCAGACUCUCAUGACCAGUUCGGCAGUCCGAGCAGGGAUGGCAGAGGUCCCCGUGUCGUGUGAUUGUUUCGUGUCCUUGCCGCCUGGCUCCCGCGAUGACCACGUUAUUUUCGGCAAGAACGCAGACCGUCCCCGGGACGAGGUGCAAGAAGUGGCCCACUGCCCCGGAGCGUCUCACCCUGCAGGCGCCACGCUGGAGUGCACAUACAUCCAGAUCCCUCAGGUGGAGCGGACCCGCGCCGUCGUCCUCAGCAAACCUGCCUGGAUGUGGGGCGCUGAAAUGGGAGCUAAUGACCAGGGGGUCUGCAUUGGCAAUGAGGCGAUCUGGACCAGGGAGCCUGUCUGCCCCGGAGAUGCUCUGCUUGGCAUGGACCUUGUCAGGCUGGGGUUGGAGCGUGGCGACAGUGCCUGGUCGGCACUGACAGUGAUCACUAGUCUCCUGGAGCAGCAUGGCCAGGGGGGGCAGUGCAAGGAGGACCCCGUGGCCUUCAGCUACCACAACACCUUCCUCCUGGUGGACCGCAACGAGGCCUGGGUCCUGGAAACCGCUGGACGUCUGUGGGUGGCCCAAAAAGUGACAGAGGGAGUGAAGAACAUCUCCAACCAGCUGACCAUCGGGGCGGAGGUCACCGCAGAGCACCCAGAGCUGCGGCGUGCGGCCCAGGCUCAGGGCUGGUGGGACGGCGAGAGUGAGUUCAACUUCUCACGGGUGUUCAGUCCCGAGAACCCGCCUGCCAGGAUGGAGCUGGCAAAACAGCGCUACAAGGGAGGCACAGAGCUACUCAAGCAACACGACGGCUCAGUGACGGCAGCUGUGAUGAUGUCUAUUCUGAGGGACAAGCCCAGCGGUAUCUGCAUGGAUUCUGGAGGAUUCUGCACCACAGGCAGCAUGGUAUCUGUGCUGCCCAGAGACCCCAGUCUGCCCUGCAUCCACUUCUUCACCGCCACCCCAGACCCCUCCCGGUCUAUAUUCAAGCCUUUUAUCUUCUCGGACUUUUCUACCCCGGUGCUGAGGGUGGUCUCCCCACAGUUUGGCCCAGACGACCCCGUCAGGAAGCAGCCUCGCUUUCAGAGCAAGGUGGACCGAAGACAUGACCUGUACAAGGCCCACCAGGAGGCGGUCAGCACCAUGGAGAACAACCCGGACGAGGGUUCAUCUGUCUUUGGGAUCCUGAGGGAACUGGAGUCGCAGUGUCUGAGCGAGAUCUCAGCCAUGCUGAGUGGAGAGAUACCAGGAGAAGAACUGGGGGACUUGUUUUUUGAUACCGUGGACACAGAAAUAAAGUUCUACCAGUGAGGGGGUGGGAGGCUUAGGGAGCCGUUUGGGGUUGUGGGUUGUUCAUGAAUGUGUUCCUGCUGUUGAGGGAAAACUUUCGACUGCCACUUGGGAGCAGAGAAGCUCCAACCCUGAAGACACAAUAACUGUAAUAUAGUGAUAAAUACCCAUCGAUAGAUAGAAUCACUUUCAGUAACACUAUGGAUUAAGGAACACAUUGGGUUAGGUUAUAAACCAGUAAAUAAUUGUAGGAAGAGUUGAGUCAAUCAUUUCUAUGUGUUGUGUUAACUAAUGUAGGGUCGUGCAUAACUUAAGAAAACACAUUAUAACAUCUGUGUCAAACACAAUUGGAUGAUGAUUUUUUAGAUUACGGAAGUCUGCCUUUGUAUGUGGAAAAAGAACAGACUUUGCUGAUACACUGUAUUUAAAAAUAUUAUUUCCCCCUAACUGAAUAUGAGACAAUUCAAAUUAAUCUCAAUGAACUUGACUGCUGAAACCUGUCCAGCAUGCUGCGGCAUUGUAACAGUGAUCGUGCUGGUUUUUCUUCAUCAAUACUUUGACAAUUUUCGUAGUGUAAAGCACCUAAAACCAACAUAAGAGAGAAACAACCUUUUGUGACUGUGUUCCCAGCAUAUCUCAUUAGGUGCUUAACCUGUGUGCUGUGUUUAACGUUUUUCUAUGGCGCCCUCAGGUGGAUAUCUCUUAAGCUGGUUGAGUUUCAGGAGAAGGCCCCGGCUCUGUUAGAGGCUGUGUUUGUCCUCUGAUUGGGCUCUGCCUCACUGAAUUAACACACGUCUAUCAUUAACACACACUAAGUCUCUAAACCGCACUGAUUGGAGCGAAUGUAUCGUCUCUAUCACCCGGGGAGCAAUGAGUGCACUUUUAUUAGUGAGUAUAAUGAUGUAGACUACACAAGCGCCUAUGUAGAGCUAUGUGAAGUUGCACAAAUGGAGUGAGGAAUUUGUUUAACAAUUAGUUUGUUGUUGCAAUUGAAUGGGGGGUAAUUUGUGGCUCCCUGUAGGGAAUGAUCCAAUAAAGAAUGUGCAUAGUCUGUUCUGUGAGGGCUGUGAGCUUCCUAACCACUGUAUUUGUGCAGCUGUUUGCAUCAUUAAUGAUUGGUACUACUGCUAUUUAUUUUCAUCAUCACUGCACCUUACUUACUAAAAGUGGAGUAUGGAUUAUUUUGUGGAUUUAUGUCACUAUUCACUGAUUAUUCACUCUUACUUUCAUUUGUUGAAUUGUUUAUAACUACAACUUGGUGACUUCCUAUUGUGACGUUUCAAAGUGACUUCUUAGUACAUACCGAUAAACCGUUACACACUUAUAAAUUACUAUAUAACAUUGUGCAGCUGUUUAAAUUGUGGAAAUGAACCCCCUUCUUGAACCACAAGCGGUGAAAAUCCCCAAAGAAAAAAACCCAGCAGUAUUUGACCCUAAUUUGCGUUUUUUAAAUUUAACUUACAUGUGACUUUAUUGGUGGAUUUCCUCUCUAGAUCGUUUCCCAGUGUCCGCUGUUUGACAUUCCAACCCACUAAAAUAAUAAAGGGCCGGCUGUUCACACUCCAUCCAGCAGGGGGGUGUCAUCGCAUUCCGUGUUGCUGUGUUUGGGGGGCACUCCGACGGCUUGGUGGUGAGCGAGGUGCACCAACUUCGCCACAAAUAUUAGCCAAACGCUAAACAAUUCGUUGUUGUAAGAACUUUUGAAUUUAGGCCAGGCUGGUUUAAUUAUUUUCGGCUGUUUAUCCUCUUAAAGAAAGUGGAGUCGUCCGGCGGAGAAGGCUUUGACAUCCACUUUGCUGCAGGAGCGCUUGUGAGAUUAUGCAAUCGAGGCGGUCUGAGCACAGUCACAGGCGGCAAUACCGCGACAGAAGUCCAAGGCUAAAGGACGACUAUGAUCAUAGAUGGGAAGAAAGGCGUGAACCUCCGAGAGAUCCACCGCAGGAUUCAUAUCAGAAAUAUGGUGGAAAUGGCUGUAGUAGCAAAGAGCGGACAAGCAGAAGUAGACAAUACAGUGACUCGCCUAAGAUGCUGUACAGCGAAGACUCUUUGAACAGAGACUUGAGCAGAAAGACCUCAGCGAGGAGACGUAUGUCUUCCCCUGAUUGGGGUUCUUUUGAAAAGAAAAGUCAAAGAAAUGCAGAGGAUGGUAACAGGUACAGGCUCGAGCCUGAGAACGAUACAACCAGGCGGUCACCCAACAGUUUUUCACGGGCGCACGUGACAAAGGAUUUUAAACAAAUGCUAACACAAGAAGAGGAUUUCCAACACAGGAAAACACCUCAAGACUCCAGGCACAAAUAUGUGCAUGAUGAGUUCACGUAUAGGCAACAACAGGAUAACUGCAGACAAUCGUCUGGAUAUUACAAAGAUAGAGUGGGUCACCAAAGGAGCCGAGAUCGUUCACAAGAGAGGAAGUCACGUGAUCGCUCCAAGAAGUGUUAUGUCAAACCCAGAGUGCGGAAUGACAGCCCCUCCCUGGAUCAUGAGGAGUAUCGUCAAAAUAUAGGACGAUUUCCAUUGAGUGCAUCUUCUGGACAGUCGUUUGAGAGUGAUGUCACCAACCAAAGUGCUGUUGUACCAGAGCAGGAGUCAACCGUGGGUUUCCAGCGUUUCCUUAAUGUGCUCAACAAGGGUGUAAAUGUUGCCACACUCACCAAAAUAGUGACUCAGUCCUCAACAGAAGUGAGUGAUCGGUCAAGUCCUCCUUCUUUCGUGAACACUGAUUUUACCUGGUCUCCCAGUUAUGCUGAAGGGCAACAUGGAAGCCACCAAAAUACCGGCCAUUGGAGUGACAGCGAAGGAUUUCAGAGACUGGCUUCUUCACAGCCUCGUGAGCGGUCAUUUAGCCCAAGGAGGCAGUCUCUGUCUGACGAAAAGUCUGUGCAAAGGGGCAACGAAGAACCAAGUAACUUAAGCUCCAACAGUAGAUCCAAGUGCCCCUCAGGAGAACAAAAUAUAACACUGUCUCCUGAAGAGGAGCACAAGCAGAGGCAAAUGCAGAGUGUUUUGCAAGCCAUUGGCAUGAAUUUGGGAUCUGAGGAGCUGGGCCAGAUGUCUCAUCGGAUCCAAGAGCGGUUAUAUGGAAAGAAGGAUAGAGACUGCAAUCGUAGAGAAAGCAGGGAAAUGGAUACCAGGCGAGCGUUUUCACCAAGACCUGACAGUCGAUCAUCAUCCUCAUCAAGCAGAUCUAGUUAUAGUCCGUUAAAUCAGAAGUAUUACAAGAAAAAAGACUCUUACAGCGUUCAGAGUGAUGUAACCGAGGUACACCAAGACCCGGUGCAUGAGGGUGUUGAAUAUGGCCGGAAGAGCACAAGUAGCACUUUACAGCAGAGUGACAAAUGUGAGACUUGGUCUGAGGAAAGCACUGCUGCACCUCAAGCAUUUUCUCAAAAUUUAGCAUACACUUUCUUAAAGCCAUCUCCUACACCUGCAAUGCCGGUGUACUCGCCAGUAGACUGCUUAUCGGCUUCAUACCCACCCUUUCCUCCUAACUUGCCCCACCUUGGAACCGGGCUUCAUAUGCCUCCCUUCUUCCCAUUCCCCCAUGCACCACCUGUGAGUAUCUUUCCAGCAGUACUGGCUCAAGCAAGACACUUACUCCCACAGCGCGUUGGCAAUCCACCCUUUUUUAACUUGUCAGGUAAUAACCCCAAUCCACCACUGAACAACACACAGAAAUCAAAACCAUUGUCAAGGCCUCGCUUUUUGCAAGUCAUUGAAACCAAACAACCUGGAUGAAGAUGGGUGCACAGGGGGCGGAAAUCUGACAAUUGUAAUGCAAAUGGUCUUUUCCCACUGGAGAUUUGUAAAAGGUCUUCAUAAAAUAAACUGCAGGGCCUUCACAGAGUUCACACGUCCAUUGACAAAAUCCCACUGACACGGAAAUGAACCGGUUUAUUGGCAAACCUGGUUUGUGGGUCUUUGAGUCCAUUGUCCUUAUAACCGCAACACAAUGUUACAUUGAAGAAAAACACAGUGUAUAAAGUAUUUAUUGAUCUCUGAACAUCUUUAUUUGAUUGAUUUUGUUAUUCAUGAUUUGAUCAAUUAUCACUUUUGUUGAAAUAUUGUAAUCAAAUAGCACCAUAGUCUGGUCCCUGUAGGGUUUUGGACAUUAAAUUUAAUAAAAAAUGUGCUAUAAUCAUA